Paramecium sonneborni is the source of this 706-nucleotide messenger RNA. The record is from the annotation of a GenBank genome assembly. NCBI's taxonomy places the organism in Eukaryota, Ciliophora, Oligohymenophorea, Peniculida, Parameciidae.
AUGGAAACUUAAAUAAUAUUAAAGAUAAAAACAUUAGAUAAUCAAAUCACUCCAUUUGCAAUAGAUCCAAAUAAUACAGUAUAAUAAUUGAAAAAUAUAAUUUAAACAAAACUAAACAUACCUUUAGAUAAGUAAAGACUGAUUUACUAAGGGAGAGUUUUAGAGAACAACAAAUCUUUAUAAGAAUAUAAAGUAUUAAGUGAAUGAAUUAGUUAUAAAAUGAUCAUGUCAUAUUAUUGCCAGGAUAACCAAUAUAGGAAGAAUAAAUAGUCUAGAAUUAGACUUAAUAAUAAUAGCAAUAAUAAUAAGAAUAAGAAUAAGGUUCAAAUGAAUUCCCAGAAAUAGAUAUCUUAAGUAAUAUACUGAGAACAUUAAGUAAAAGAAGCUUGAUAUUUUAGGGCAACACUAAUACAAUAGAUAGAAUGUAAGGAGAAUGGUUCAAUAAUAAAGGAGCAAUGGUAAAAAGUAAAUGAUUUGCGAUUAGGUUUCACUAUAGAUAAGCAACAGUCAUUAGAGGGUAUAAGAUAAAAUUACUAAACUGUUAAGUAGUUAAUAGAUUGUUAAAUAAAACCUGAAGAAUUGAAACAAGAGGAUAUAUAAGGCAUAUAAAUAAAUUAUUCAUAUAGGCGAAUAUGUAAACCCAUUUGAUCCAAAAAAAAGAAGGUUUUAAGUUGGAUAGUGGAUUGAUGUUAAAGAUACGAUAGAU